GCAAGCGCUCAGGGGUGCUGAAGAAGACGGUUUGGGGGACAGCGCCUGCGUUCAAGGCGUCGCAGAUCAGACGACGACCCUCCAGCAGGACCUUGCCCUGCUUCUCGCGGAAUGUUCUGGAACGGGCAACGCUCACCAACCUCCUGCAAGGUUUUGCGCCACGAGGAGUUUGUCGAAGGCUGCAAAGCAACAUGCAACGGACCGUAUGAUGGCAAAUGGAGCAAGACUAUGGUUGGUUUUGGACCAGAGGACGACCAUUUUGUUGCUGAGCUAACUUACAACUAUGGAGUGGCCGAAUACCAACUUGGAAAUGAUUUUUUGGGGCUCACUCUUCAAUCAAGCCAAGCUGUCAGCAAUGCCAAACGUCUGGGAUGGCCCCUGAGUCAGGUGGGGGAGGCCCUGUACCUAACGCAGGCUCCAGGCGGGUAUCGCUUCUACAUUGUGGAUAAAGAGCAACCUCCCACCGAUCCUGUGCAGAAGGUUUGCCUCGGUGUAUCGGACCUGCCGAAGUCCACUCACUACUGGUCAAAAUUGUUGGGAAUGAGGGUGAUGGAAAAGAACGAGGACAAGAAAACAGUCCUGCUGGGAUUCGGAGAUACACAGUGUAGACUGGAGCUCCACGACAUCAAUGGGACUGUAAAUCAUGGAACAGCAUUUGGGAGGAUUGCCUUUUCAUGCCCUCGCGAUCAACUUCCUGACCUCGAGGCCUUGAUGAAAAAGGAGAAUCAGAACAUUCUUACGCCGUUAGUGAGCUUGGACACACCUGGAAAAGCCACUGUGGAAGUGGUGAUUCUGGGUGACCCGGAUGGUCAUGAGAUUUGCUUUGUGGGCGAUGAAGCGUUUCGACAGCUUUCUUUGGUGGACCCCAGAGGAAAUGAGUUGCUUGAUCAGGGAAUGGCUGAUGACAAAAGCAACGAGUGGUUUGCCAAGCACAAUAGACAGAAAGCUGCUGCCUGACAUGAACAAAGCAGUCUGGGAAAACUGUCAACUUUCACAGAGCUUUAUUAAAAAUUCUGCACUAGAGGCUCCUUCACUUUCAAUUAUGUAGCACUUAAAGGACAACAACGUUGCAUUUUGAUGUCUUGUUUUUCCAUACAACUAGAUGGACAGUUAUUUGCUGCAAAAGUAAAGGGUGUGGGUCUGAAACACCACAUAUAUUGCACACAGUUUGGAAAGCGAUGUUCUUAUUGUACAAAUCUAACAAACAAAAAAUCAUAUCACAACAUUUAAUUUGUUUUAAUAGCAUGCAAUUAUUUCUGCAUUUCUUUGCAUGUGUUACAACUAUUUUUGAAAGACCAAAUCAUUGGUUCUCAACUGUUGUUACCCAGGGACCUGCAUUUUUUACUGUUCCUAAGUCGUGACCCACUUUUACAGAUGUGAACAAUAAAGAACAUGUACAGUAUUGUCAAAAAUAGCCUUUGAAAACAUAAAUGUAUAUUUAAACAUUACACAUGCUUACAGUAUAUGUUCGAAGUGCCUUCCUGCCUUAUUGUACUGUGUGAAGACAUUCUUACGCUGUUUGUAACCUCAAAAUAUCGGCUGCUAAACUGAGGACACCCUAUAAUUUUUGGAUCCCGACCCACCAGUUGAGAAUCACUGGACUAAAUACACAGUAAUAGACUGCUACAACUGUGAGGCUCACCUCGAGCUUGCCAAAUAGUAAGCCAGGCAUUUACAUCCAGCAGCUAAUUAUUAAAAAUAUUUAAUUCAA
Molecule: messenger RNA, 1711 nt
Organism: Phyllopteryx taeniolatus (common seadragon)
Lineage: Eukaryota; Metazoa; Chordata; Actinopteri; Syngnathiformes; Syngnathidae
Gene: glod4
Product: glyoxalase domain containing 4
Exons: 9
Coding region: 112-957 (281 amino acids)
Source: RefSeq, a predicted model, not a curated record